UAUCAGUGUGGUUGUUUUGUUAUUUCUGUAUCUCUGAGACUCCUGUCUGCAUAUACAGCGUCUUUAGCUAGAAAACAGCAUUAACUCGCAGAUUAUCGCACUAACUAGUCGUGUGUUUUAGUGUUCAUAAACGAUGUUUGACACGUAUUCGAUAUGUCUGAUAUAAUAAUAGGCUAAUAGGGUAAUAAUGUAAAUGAGAGUUGUUGAAGGGUUUUGAAAGUGUUAGGAGAAUAGUAUUUGUUAAAGUUAAAAUUACUUAAGGCAGAUGGGCAUCUCAUCAUUUUAUUAGUUAUUUUAAAUGAUUCCGUUUUCUUUGAAUUAGCCUUCAGAGCUGUAAAUUACGGACCUGAGGGUAAUCUGACAACCCAAUAAUAACCGCAAUAUCAUCUGAUACAUUCAACGUUUAAUUUACAAAUGGAUAAGUCGGAGAAUGUGUCCACAUUUUUUUUCUUUUAUGUAACGUUAUAUUUCAUGUCAUUGUUAACGGGUUUGUAAGCUGUUUUGUGUGGUUUAGCAUCCGCUUUAGCAUUUACAAGACUGACGUUACAUGUAAAAGCGGCUUUACGAGAUAAAAUAACUGCAUUUACGUUAUUAAUUGCAUGUCAUUCUUUGUUACAUAGAAACGUAGACUGUGGAAAGUUUAGUGAAAUGUCAUUAAAUCUGUACAGUUGAUCAUAUCUAAAGAGAUUAGCUUAUAUUAAUUUAGCCGGCGUGCUAACACGAAGGACAUCAGGAGGAUUUUACAACGAAACAAUAUUUACUUUAAUUUACGUUUAUUUACUCGUUUAUUUAUUUAUACUUUAACGUAUACAACCAUCGCGGGACGAAAAACAAUACGAGCUGAUAAGGAACUGAUUAACUCAGGAGGCUGCUCUAAGGAUUCUUUCCCGCUCUCUUCAGACCGGGAUCUGUUGACAGUUGGGUGUGACCAGCGGACUGGCUCCACCCCCUCCCGGCGGCAGCGUGCGCUCUCAGCCGCCCCCUUGCACCCCUUGCUCGCCUGGCCUGCGCGACCGAGCCCAUGCCCCCAGCUCCACGCGGCCCUCCAACGCCAUGUGUGUCCCGCACACUAUGGAGGCGGGCAAGCACAGCGCCAGCCAGGGGCAGGGCAGCCUUGGUGGGGUUCCCCUGGAGCCGUUCGUUCACCAGGUGGGCGGCCACACCAGCAUGAUGCGCUAUGAUGACCAUACAGUCUGCAAACCACUCAUCACCCGUGAGCAGCGAUUUUACGAAUCCCUGCCACCCGAAAUGAAGGAAUUUACCCCUGAGUAUAAAGGUGUGGUGCUUGUGUGUUUUGAGGGCGAUUCUGAUGGCUACAUCAAUCUGGUGGCAUAUCCGUACGAGGAAAGUGAGGGACUGGAUCACGAGGAUCUACCCGAGCGAGAUCAACCUCGCCGAAAACACUCUCGCCGUAGCCUACAUCGCUGUGGUAGUGAGCACAAAGAUGACAGACCACCUCAUGACAGUGACGGCAAUGAGAAUCUACAGGAGUUGAAGAGUCCUCUUCUGGAUCUGCAGAUCCAUUCGGACGUUCCUUUCCAAAUGAUUGAUGGAAACAGCGGAAUGAGCUCAGAGAAGAUCAGCCACAACCCCUGGAGUUUGCGCUGUCAUAAACAACAGCUCAGCCGCAUGCGCUCCGAGUCCAAAGACAGGAAACUCUACAAAUUUCUGCUGUUGGAAAAUGUGGUCCAUCAUUUUAGCUACCCCUGUAUCCUGGACCUAAAGAUGGGCACCCGGCAGCAUGGUGAUGACGCGUCAGAGGAAAAGGCUGCCCGUCAGAUGAAGAAAUGCGAACAGAGCACCUCUGCAACGCUUGGUGUGCGUGUGUGCGGCAUGCAGGUGUACCAAAUGGAUACAGGUCAUUAUCUAUGCAGAAACAAAUACUACGGACGCAGUCUUUCCAUUGAGGGUUUUCGAAAUGCGCUCUUUCAGUUCAUGCACAACGGAACGCAGCUGCGCAAAGACCUUUUUGAGCCCAUGCUGAGCAAACUAUGCAGCCUGAAGGCUGUCCUAGAGCGCCAGGCUUCAUACCGCUUCUACUCCAGCUCUCUGCUCAUCAUUUAUGAGGGUAAAGAACCCGAGUCUGUCGAUGCCUGGCAGAAACCUUCAGAACUGCCCUCGGACAAGGAAAAUCAGGCCGCGCCACGUGGCUCUUUAGAGACCCUUCCUGCCUCGGACACUUUUAGCCGCCCUCGGGUGCCAAGUGUGGACGUGCGUAUGAUAGACUUUGCCCACAGUACCUUUAAGGGUUUCCGCGAUGACCAAACCGUCCAUGACGGACCUGACAGAGGCUAUGUAUUUGGACUGGAAAGCCUCAUCAACAUUUUGCAAGAGAUUCAAGAGGAGAACCAGUAGCUGAAAUUGUUUCUUAAUUUGCUGCCCAUUAUGGCCCAUUGAGACGCUUGUCAAACAAAGACAUUUGUAAAAAUCGAUACUGUGUGUAACGUGAGUCUUUCAUACAAACAGAAAAUGGUGGUGACCUCUACAGAAGUUCUUGACUUGCUCCACAGCUGUUAGAACUCAAAUGGCUACCCCCACACAUAUACAUACACACAAAUGUAGGACAUGGAUUUGCUGUUCUUCACAUGGAUUCAUUGCCACCAUGUGGCCACGUGAAGUACUGCAGUUAUGAAACAAAUGUGAACUGCUCAGGGCUUUAGGGUCAGUGUGUGUAUAUAGAGUCUGUGUGUGUGUGUGUGUGUGUGUGUGUGCUUGUGUGCGUGCGCGCGUGUUAGAAUUAGUUUUGCAUAAAGAAAAUUAAGCCUAUAUUUAGUAUGAUAAAGAUGUUUUUAAUUGUAACAUUAUUUUAAUGAUAAUUAAGCUCUCCCUUCCCAUCCCUGCCCAAAAAUAAUUAUCAUACUUAAAUACUGACACAAUGAUUGUAUAAAAUCACCGUAAUGAAUCUGAAGAUGUAUGCAUGUUUAUGUAAAGAAUGUAUCUUUUUUUUGCAUAACAGUAAUGAGCAUGCUGUUUUUGAAAGGAACAUUUACAUUACAAUAAUGUAAAAAUGCAAAAGUAUCUUAAUGAUUCUGAAGAUAGGCUUAAUUUUUACACAUUGCAAAGUAGAUUUAUGUUCUUUUAAAACAUGACCCUAACACUGGGGCUUGUUUUGGGAUUUUUGGGUUGUUUGGGGUCUAUCUAAACAUGCAGUAUUUCAUGGAGUAAUUUAACUUAGAAUGGUUGGUCAAAGCUUUACUUGCAGAAGUUGGGGCAUUUUAAAGGGGUUUUAAACCUCUGGUCAAUGACUACAAAAAGGAUAUUCCUGCCUUAUGGCAGUAGCCAUACAGCUUAGCUGUGUGAAUAUAUCAUUUAUAACAGGUACACAUGUUGCUUUUUUGGUAGCUGUCCUCGUCUGUUCAUUUAGAGGAUCUGUUACAUAUUACUGUGUUUUUAUGCUGUUGGAUAUUUUUCUUGCCUCUUUUCUUGAAGUCUUUCCCAUUUCAAAACUCUUCAGAAUACGGUGGGUUAGUGUAUGUGUAGUAAUUUAGAUAACCCUUAUAUACAAAGCCUUAUUCUGUCUGAAACAACAUAGUUAUCAUUACAGGAAAAAAACUUCAUGAUCUGUAGAUUGUUAUAAAGCCAUUUCAAGAGCAUGUUUUUAUUUUUGUAUGUUUUAAAAUGAUCAGUUAGUUACACAAGUAUACCAGUGACAUUUUAUCCACAAUUAGCACAUGUAGCAACACAGUUUAUGAUAUUCUCUAUGUAGGUGGAGCAUUUAUUGCACUGUGGCGUCGUCCUUUUAAAAUGCACACUUCUUUCUCUGGCAUAACCUCUACCUGCACUUGCAGUUGUCAAAAUAUAAUAUUUGUCUUGUCUUGUAUACAUUGACUUGUGUAUUCAUCAGAUGUGUAUGAAUAAGAAAUUAACAAGACAAAAUAUGGCAUCUUGAUGUGUCUGUAUUUACAUGUGUGAUUAAUCGAUAGCUGGAACUGGGUUGCUUUAGUUUUUUUUGUCCAAAUGUUUACCAAAAUUAUAGCUAUAGCAUUUUAUCCGAGUUUAUAUUACAUGAUUAAUUGCUUAAUAUUAAAAGUAGCACAUGACAUAAUUUCAGUAAAUGUUGAAGGGAAAUGUUUCAGGAACAAAUGCCACAUGUGUGACUUGUCUUCUCACAAUAAAUAAGCAUUGUGCUGCAGUUAUGUUUAAUAACAUUACAAAUACAUAAUUUCUUCCACGCCGACAUUACUAAUAAAAGUGUAGCUGUUUUGUGUAUCUACACCUUUAGUUUGUGCUGGAACAUAAGAAAGGAAGAACUGACGUGGAUGAAGCCAGCUAUGUCUUUCAUACUGUAGAUGUGACAGAAACAAACGUAUCCUGAAAAAGACAUUUUCCUUUUCUCUUUAUUGUUGUUGCAUGAAUGGAUAUACUUCAUAAGAAAAACAUAAUAUGACAACUUUAAAUGUGAGCUAUAAAUAGU
This is a messenger RNA of Triplophysa rosa, 4414 nucleotides long. It is a transcript of the gene ip6k1, whose product is annotated as inositol hexakisphosphate kinase 1. Bases 1054 to 2355 code for a protein of 433 amino acids. The record is from RefSeq and is a predicted model, not a curated record. Gene Ontology annotation, molecular function: inositol hexakisphosphate kinase activity. Lineage: Eukaryota; Metazoa; Chordata; Actinopteri; Cypriniformes; Nemacheilidae. Gene Ontology annotation, cellular component: nucleus; cytoplasm. The transcript is spliced from 6 exons. Gene Ontology annotation, biological process: phosphatidylinositol phosphate biosynthetic process; inositol phosphate biosynthetic process.